Messenger RNA from Charadrius vociferus (killdeer), 2013 nucleotides. RefSeq names its product protein phosphatase, EF-hand calcium binding domain 1 (gene PPEF1). Gene Ontology annotation, biological process: detection of stimulus involved in sensory perception. Gene Ontology annotation, molecular function: manganese ion binding; protein serine/threonine phosphatase activity; iron ion binding. The transcript is spliced from 16 exons. The coding region runs from base 1 to 2013 and encodes 670 amino acids. NCBI's taxonomy places the organism in Eukaryota, Metazoa, Chordata, Aves, Charadriiformes, Charadriidae. Gene Ontology annotation, cellular component: nucleus; cytosol. The record is from RefSeq and is a predicted model, not a curated record.
AUGGGCAGCAUCAUUGGAACCAUGGGGUGCAGCAGUUCUGUAGCUGACAGAAGGUCAGAGAAAGUCAUUAGAGCUGCUAUCCUCAUCCAGAAUUGGUACCGCCUUACAAUGGCCCGGAUAGAGAUGAGGCGCCGCUAUUCUCUGAGUAUCUUUCAGUCAAUCGAAUAUGCUGAUGAGCAAGAUCAACUACAGCUAUCCAACUUUUUUACAUUCAUGCUGGAUCACUGUACUAAUCCUGAUGCAGUUUCUCACAUUUUCACCAGCCCUAGUGUAUCUCAGGGAGUGGAUGAAGGUUUAUAUUUAACAGAAUUUGAAAAGAAGAUUGAUGUUCCAGACUCCUAUUAUGGACCACGACUCUCAUUCCCCCUUACUGUUGAAGAUGCCAAUGCUCUUCUUCAUGCGUUCAGGAACGAACAGCUGCUUCAUGCCCGCUAUGUACUGCAGCUACUUUGUGAAACUAGGAGGGUUCUGAAGGAGAUGCCAAAUAUCACCCAUCUUUCAACUUCCUACUCCAAGGAGAUAACUGUCUGUGGAGAUUUGCAUGGAAACCUGGAUGAUCUUUUGCUGAUAUUCUACAAGAACGGUCUGCCUUCAGAACAAAACCGAUAUGUCUUUAAUGGUGAUUUUGUUGACAGAGGGAAAAAUUCUAUGGAAAUACUUAUAAUCCUGUUUGCAUUUCUUCUUAUCUACCCCAAUGAUUUACACUUGAACAGAGGAAACCAUGAAGACUAUAUCAUGAACCUGAGAUAUGGCUUCACAAAAGAAGUUUCAAAGAAGUACAAGGACCAUGGGAAACAGAUUUUGUGUCUUCUGCGAGAUGUCUUUAGCUGGCUUCCCCUCGCCACUAUAAUUGAUAGCAAAGUUCUAAUCCUACACGGAGGGAUUUCAGACACCACAGAUUUGGAUUUCCUGAAUGCACUUGAGAGAAAUAAGUUGAAAUCUUUGAUGCGGCCACCGAAGUCGGUGAGAGACAGACAGGACCAAGUGAAGGAGACAAUUCCUGCAACCAGACCCAGUAAACACAUUGCCAACUGGAACACAGCAGGGAAAACACAACACAUCUCGUCAUUGGGCUCCACUGAGCCUUCAGGCUCAAGUCUGCCUCCAGACCCUGCCCUGAAGGAAUGGAAGCAGAUCCUUGACAUUCUCUGGAGUGAUCCAAGAAGCCAGAAUGGCUGUACACCAAACAAGUGUCGAGGAGGAGGUUGUUACUUUGGCCCUGACGUCACUGCCAAGCUGUUUGAAAAGUAUAAUCUGAAGAUGCUCAUCAGGUCUCAUGAAUUUAAGCCGGAAGGUUAUGAGAUUAGUCACGAUGGAAAGGUUAUCACCAUAUUUUCUGCCUCUAACUAUUAUGAAGAGGGGAGCAACCGGGGAGCGUACAUCAAACUGAAUCCUGAACUGAUUCCUCGGUUUGUGCAGUAUCGAGUCAGCAAGUACACACGCAGGCAGAAUCUUCGGGAGAGGGUGGGUACAAUUGAAUCAUCUGCCCUAAAGUCCUUACGAGAGAAGAUUUAUGCCCACAGGUCUGAACUCACUAGUGCUUUUGCACAGUAUGACCUCAACGGCACAGGCAAAAUUUCUGUCAAUGACUGGGUUGCAGCGAUGGAGUCUGUCCUACAGCUGGAUCUGCCCUGGAGGAUGCUGCGGUCUCAGUUAGCACAGAUGAACCCAGAUGGAGAAGUUGACUUCAUGUCAUGUUUUUACGAUUUGAAAAUAGGUCAACCUGUAAAAGAGGUUCAGCCAGCCUUGGUGGAAACACUGUGCAGAUACAGGAAGGAUCUGGAGAUCAUCUUUAACAUCAUUGACAAAGAUCACUCAGGUCUGAUUUCUCUUGAGGAGUUUGGCCAGACAUGGAAACUCUUCACUUCUCACCUGGGCAUCGACGUGCAUGAUGAAUCCAUUGACAAGUUAGUCCUCAGCAUAGACUACAACAAAGAUGGCCACAUUGACUUCAAUGAAUUUUUAGAGGCCUUUCACGUGGUUCAUAGACUAGAGAAAAAGGCAAACUCAUGA